Epinephelus fuscoguttatus (brown-marbled grouper) is the source of this 2481-nucleotide messenger RNA. RefSeq names its product ankyrin repeat domain 33Ab (gene ankrd33ab). The transcript has 5 exons. NCBI's taxonomy places the organism in Eukaryota, Metazoa, Chordata, Actinopteri, Perciformes, Serranidae. Gene Ontology annotation, molecular function: protein binding. The coding region runs from base 193 to 1572 and encodes 459 amino acids. The record is from RefSeq and is a predicted model, not a curated record.
GAAACUGUGACCUCUCCGCUGCUCUGGAAACGCAGUGUUUGAGGAAGUCAGAAGUCGUCCAGCAAGAAAUCACAGAGGUGUGACAUGCACAGGCCGACACACGUGGAUACAUUUACAUUUGCGGCUGAUUGAUUACCCUUUGUGAUGUAGCCAAAGAAUACAGCACCGUCUCACCUGCUCUGCUGUUUGAAGAUGGCCACCGCAGCAAAGGACCCCCACCUGGGCUCAGGCCCCGAUGAGGACGACGUGUCUCUGGCGGGGAGCGGGUCUGAUUCAGACAGCAUCCUCUCCGAUGACUCCGUGCUUCCAGAUUACACACCAGAGAUAACAGACGGGUGUGCAGCAGCAACACUGUAUCGAGCAUGUGUUCGUAAUGACCCCGUUGCUCUGCGGAAAGUUCUGGACAGAGGGGUCACAAAAGAGGAGGUUGGAGAGCUGGACAUCAACGGCUGGAACGGCUUGAUGGUGGCCUGCUGCAAAGGAUUUGUGGAAAUUGUGCAGGGGCUUCACCACUGUCCCUUUAUAGACAUAAACCACCAGGACAACGAAGGCAACACUGCUCUGAUGAUUGCUUCCCAAGCAGGUCAUAUCAACACAGUCAUGUAUCUCCUAAACUACUAUCCUGGGAUAGACACUGAAAUAAGGGAUUGUCGAGGAUUCACAGCGCUCAUCAAAGCUGCUAUGACCGGCCGCAAUGACGUCGUGGCUGCCCUUGUUAUGGCUGGUGCCGACAUCCAUGCAGUAGACUCCACCAAAGGAAAAUGCGCUCGGGACUGGGCACUGAAAACAGGUCGCUAUGAGACCCUGCAUCGUCUCCGCCGCCUCAAUAUGCGGCCAAAAGCUGAGCAGUUCUGUGAGAGUUAUGUCCCUGAGUGGCCUGAGCUCAAGGAGAGGGUAGCUAAGGCCACAGGUGAGAAAAGUGCUACUGAAAAAAUCUCCCAGCGGCUCAAAAACACAUUUGGAUUCAGAUUUCCUCGUGACCCCCAGGACAACGGGGUCUUGGACCAUAUGGUGCGCAUUACCACCAGCGUCCACAGUCCACUUAUUUCAACUGGAUGCCGUCCCCUCUGCCCUACCAGCCCUCCUGAGGUGGGGAAGAGGCGCAUGGCUGUGCCAGAGCUGGUGAAGCAACACACAGAUAAGGAAUUAGAAGAGAGCUCAGUGUGCCACAGCAACGGCUCAGUAUCACGCAUCAUACCCACAAUCCACUCAGCAGAGUCCAUCUCUGCAACAUGCUGUGCCGAGACGGAGCGGCGAGGCAGCAUCCUCUCACUGGCCUCCACCAAAGUUGCCACUGCAUUUAUUCCCCGCAGUAUGGCAAGAAGGAACAGCAUAUUCCCGUCUGGCUGCAUCCCCAAGAUUGACAUCAGCAGGCCUUCAGAGGCAACGCCAAAGAAAGAAAAGAAGAAGAAGAGGAGGGACAAGGGCUUCCUGGAACCGCCCAAGUGGAGGUACAAGGAGAUCAAGGAUGAGAAGAAGAAGGCUGAGAAAGAAAAGGCUGAGAAAGAAAAGGCAGAGAAAGAAAAAAAGGAGAAAAAUAAAGAAAAAGACAGCAAGAAGGCCAAAAAAUAAGAGUUGCCCAAAACAGGGCUGUGAUGCAGUACGAGAACAAUAUGCUUUCUGUGUUCACCUCAGGGUUUAAAAUGUUCAAACCAAAUAUCUCAGGCAUAUUGAACAAAUGCAGAACCUAUAACUUAAAAGGAAAUAGGUAAGAGAGGAGAUAUUUUCUUCCUAAACCUGGAUGAUGGAGGACCUCAAACGAGCACCGCAGAGACUCUUCUAGAGGAGUUUGAACCUUUUAGCCUGUAAUGUCUAAAAGUUGAGACAAAUGUUACGUAUUUUUUGAGUUAGGAUAGGAAAAAAAGUUUAUUUUUUCAUGGUUAUGUGUAAAUGUAAAGUAUCAAAAAGACUAAACGGUACACUGCUACACUCUAUGGUAUCUACCUCAUCAUUCAUACAGUAGCCUAUACCUGUGUAUCCUUCUCCUAUAUGCAAGAUGUAAAUAUAGAAUCACGUAGCUUUGUCAUAGCUCAUUUGUAUUGUUAUGUAAUAUUGUUACCAGCCAUGACAGCAGAGCUGGUAUUGUCUUUACCCUGAGGCUUUGUUUGUUUCAUCAUGACAAAAUGUGGUCCUGGAGAGAAUGGUCCUCCCACUUCACGCUCCAGGCCCACACUCAUUUUAAGUCGUGUAUCGGUGUCCCAGCUGGUGUGAUCCCAUUGAAUAAAGGUCUAUAGUUUUAUGUAUUUUUGUAAAUAACUAUUCAAAAAUCACUUGUAAAUACUGUACAGUGUGUAGCAAACAUGUAUCAUGAAGGAUCUGUUUUAUCCUCCAGUUUUAAUGCCACUCUCUGACAUUGCCAAUGACAUCUUCACAUCUCUCUUGCUUUUAUUAACUCUAUGAGAAAUUACAAAUAAAUAUAGAACAGCGAAAGUUUCAAUUCAGUCAAUUCAUUCAUUUGUUGGUGUUUAAAGUAGCACUAAU